AUGGAUAUAAAAUUAAACCAUUAAACAUCAUCUUGUAAAUCAUCCACUUAAUUAGAAACAUUUAUUCCCAUAAGUAUGAUAGGUGAAGGUAAAUUUGCCAAAGUUCUUCUUUGUAGACAUAAAAUAACUGGUAAACAUUACGCUAUGAAAAUAUUAAGUAAAUAAUAUACAAAAAAGCGACAAUAUUAAGGACGUGUAUUUUAAGAAAAAAAUGCAUUAAUUAGUUGUAAAAGCAAUUAGUUUAUAACAAAUUUACAUUAUACAUUUUAAACUUCAUCGAAAUUAUUUUUAAUAUUAGAUUAUUGCCCAGGUGGUGAUUUAUUUAAUUUUUUAUAAAAAAAAGUAUUUUUUAAUGAAAGCGAAGCUCGUUUUUAUAUAUCUUAAAUUGUUUUGGCCUUGGAAUUUUUACAUAAUAAUAGUAUUAUAUACAGAGAUUUAAAACCUGAAAAUAUAUUAAUUGAUAAAAACGGAUAUAUAAGAUUAGCUGAUUUUGGUUAUUCAAAAUAACAUAUGGAUGAUAAUGUGACUACUAAUUCGUUUUGUGGAACUUUUUAAUAUAUGGCACCUGAAUUUAUUCUUAAAAAAGCGCAUGGAAAGCCUGUUGAUAUAUGGGCUUUGGGAUGCUUAAUUUAUGAAUUAAUUACCGGAAAUCCUCCUUUUUAUGAUUUUAAUUAAAAAAUACUUUUUGAUUUUAUUUUAUAUAAAGAACCAGAUCUUUAAACGAAAAAAAUAUCUAAUUAUUUAAAAGAUUUAUUGAAAAAAUUACUCGAAAAGAAAUAAGAAUAUAGAAUUAAUAUUUAAGAAGUAAAAAGUCAUCCGUGGUUAAGUUCAUGUAAUUGGAAUGAGAUUUCUUAGUAAAGUUAAAAGGCUUUCUAUAUACCUUAAGUUAAAAAAGCGUCAGAUAUUUCAAAUUUUGAUAAAAAAUAUAGUUGUAUAGAUGUAAAUGCUAUUAUUUUUGAUGAAGAAGAUGGGGAUGAUAUUUUACAUUUAGAUGAUUUUAGCUGUGAUUCUUUAUGA
Molecule: messenger RNA, 1017 nt
Organism: Ichthyophthirius multifiliis
Lineage: Eukaryota; Ciliophora; Oligohymenophorea; Hymenostomatida
Product: protein kinase domain protein
Exons: 3
Biological process (GO): protein phosphorylation
Molecular function (GO): protein serine/threonine kinase activity; ATP binding
Source: RefSeq, a predicted model, not a curated record